GGGAAGAGAGGAGGAUCCUGAGUUGGGUAGAGGGAAAGAUAGGUGGGAGAUUCUGACCUUAUAGGAGAGGAAAAUGGUUCAUUUGGAUUGUUUGAUGUUAAAUAAAUGUUCACGUUUGUAUUUCAGGUUCUGCCACAUCGUGUUCAAAAAUGCCCCUCUCACCGACGCAGUUUCUGUUCAGAGCCAGGCCAGCACAGACAGGAUUGGAGAAAGGGACGAUCCUCGUCAGCAGAGAGAGGAAAUCUAUUGUGUGCCCUGAGGGGAGAGGGAUCUCUAGAGUGUAAAAAUGUGUGCUUGGGACCACGUGGGCAAGAGGUGAGGGUGAAGAAUCGGGCAGCCAGAGAACGAAGCUUCAACCCUUCCCAAGCAGAGCGCUGCAGAAGCCUGGUGCCUUGGCCAAGGAAAAGGGCGCGCGGACACGCGUUCGAGGCGGGGCCGGAGAGGAUCUCCUGGGCACCGCUCGCUCCCUGGCCGGUUUGCUUGCCCACAGUUGCUCCCUUAGUCCUUCGCUCGCGUGCGCAUCCCCUCCCACAGCAGGGAGUAGUUUUGGGUGCUGCGGGCUCCGUCCUUUUCUUGGCUGGUGGGAACCGUGUGCUCAAAAGAGGAAGUCUUGUGGGCCCAGCCCCUCCCAGCCCAGCGCCGAUGAGUGCCAGGGCGCCCAAGGAGCUGAGGCUGGCGCUGCCGCCGUGUCUCCUCAACCGGACCUUCGCUUCCCCCAACGCCAGCGGCGGCGGCAACGCGAGCGCCCGUGGCCCAGGCGCAGGCGGCGGUAGCGGCGGCACCUGCAUCACGCAGGUGGGACAGCAGCUUUUCCAGUCCUUCUCCUCCACGCUGGUGCUGAUUGUCCUGGUCACCCUCAUCUUCUGCCUCAUCGUGCUGUCCCUCUCCACUUUCCAUAUCCACAAGCGUAGGAUGAAGAAGAGGAAGAUGCAGAGGGCUCAGGAGGAAUAUGAGCGGGAUCACUGCGGUGGCAACCGCGGCGGGAGGGGGCUGCCCCAACCCGAGGGAGGCCAGGCUUCGACCCAAGGAAAAGAAGCCCGGCUGGAGAGGCAGGCCCGGGACUCUGUCUUCUGCGCCCCAUCCAGCGCUUCUUCUUCGUCUUCUCCCCCUGGCCUCCCAUGCCAGGCUCCCUGUGCUCCGCCUCCACCGCCGGCCCCCAGUCCGCAAGGAGCACACACAGCCUCCUCCUGUUUGGACCCAGUUGGCGAGGGCCUUUUGCAAGCGGUGGUACUAUCCUGAUUGUCUAGCCCCUCUCCUCUUCCCUUCCUCCUUUCCAGCAUUUUUGCCGUCCUUGCUUUUUUUUUUUUUUCUUUUUCUCCCUUCCGGUCUUUCUCUUCCACUUUCCUGUGGCCUCCCUUUCCUUUUCCCUUUUUCCUUAUCUGUCCUCCCCCUCCUCUGUUUCUCCUCCGCCGAGGCACUGUGCGGUAUUUGUAAAUAUUGGGCGAGGGAAGUCUCGGAAGAAGAAAUAACGCUGAUAAUACUUUAUUAUUAAUAUUUAUAGUAAUUAUUAUAAUAUUAAUUACACGAUCCAAGCGCAUGACAAAUCACAUAAUUUCUCAUUGUCAAUGAAAGACGCAUCUUCCCUUUCCACCCUGCGCCCCCCACAAUACGGAGGAGAAACCGCACAAGCUACCAAAUAUGUAAAAGGCAUUGACCCCUGGAACAAAGGGAGUGGAGGGGCCUGGUGUGUUGUACAUAGCUGUCAAGUUAAGGUUCAUUACCUUUCUUCUCCUUAACCCCCAAAGCUUUCACUUUUCCUUCAGCUUCCCUCCCUUCCCCAUUCCUACUUUCAGCUGGGCUCAGGCAAUAGUACACUAUAAAGAAAACGUAAACUUAAGCACCAGGACUACAAGAGGCCACAGAGACUUGUCCCAGAAAAACGUUUAUGACAGGGACCGCUCUCCAGCCAGCCCUCUUCUUACCUUCAGUUUCUCUUUUCUAGGACCAGGCAUUUUAAUUUACUUUUAGAAAUGCCCCUUGCUGGUCGAGCAUAAGUUCAUUGAAAAUCUUUUAAAUGAGUUUAAAAGACAGAAUCUAGUCCUUUAUCCUUGCCCCACCCCCACCUGUGCACCUUUGACUUGUGGCAUUUCAGGAUUCACAGAGGAUCCGGGAGCUGUCCAGCUAGAUCUGGUGCUGAAAUUGUCUCAGAACUGAUUACAUUCUUUGAUUGUGCAGGUGCAAAAGGGGCUAUUUUGGAAAGUGAAUAUGCUAGCUUUUUGUUGGUUUCUUUUCUCUUUUUCUACGGUCGGGUUUAUAUGUACUUUUGGUUUUCUUCUUAUUAAACAUUGCAUACAUUACCCUUUUUUUUUUCUUGUAAAAAAUAAAUUAGGCAAUGUGCAGUACUGAAAGUGCAGUGUUUAACCAACCAGAAUGUUUCUGUUUAAUUUUUAGAACACGUGCUCCUUUGUUAUAUAUUUAUUAUAUUGGUACCAAAUACAAAAGCAAACUAUAAUUCUGUACUAUGUUCUCCAAACUGUAUAUUCUUGUUCUUAAUUAGCUGUUGAUAUAAUGGUUACCACUGGAUGAGGAUUUCAGUGGUGCAGGCCUGGCUUCUGUUGUUUCCAGAAGUGUUCUUUUGUACCUUACUCUGUAGUAGACUGUUAUAAAAAGAUGAUACUUAUGUUUUCUUAUUUCUUUUGCAAAUGACAGAGACAACCACAACAGAAAACAAACAAAUAAUGGAUGUGCAGGAAUGCCAUCUAUUAAAACAUGGUUAAUAUUUAAACAGUGCCUGUAGUCCUCCCUGCAUGCAGUUACCACCUGGAGGCAGUGGUGUGUGUGUGUGCUUGCUUGUACUGUAUGUGUUGGGGAUGAGACUGGGUGGGGGGGAUGUUGGGCAAUUUGGUGACAGGACAUGCAAAUUUUAAGAGAAGUUAAUCCAGUAACUGCUUGUAGAAUAAAAAUGUCUGCAACUUGUUUAGUUAGAAAUCUGUUCCUAUAUCUGGGGUACAGUUAAAGAGUGUCUCUCUAUUUCUUUCUCAGUCUGGCUUACCUAACUUCAUUGAAUGUAUGAAAAAAGACUAAGGAAAAGGAAAGUGAGAGACAAAAUUCAAUAUUUUUCUUUCUCUCCUAAUGCCAGACAAGGCCAUCUGUGUUACAAAUGGAAGCCACCUAUGGUUAUUUACCACUUUGUCUCCCUUGGGCUGAUGACUGAAGGGUCCAGAAGCAUAUUAUAGCUUAACUGUAUGCAGAGGCAUCCUUUCUUGGGAACAAAUUCGGAAAAUGUAUGAAUGAGAAUGUUCUACAAAAAGCUCAACUAAAAGGGACCUUACUAACCUGCAGGAUGUAAGGCAACAGUGCCCCUAAGUGCAUCCCUCUCCCAAGUAACUAGUAGUUCUAUUAUCUCUGUCUUGGUUCCAGGUGUAUGUGCUCUUAGAGGAAACAUUACCUCUGAGAUUUUAGGCUGUCUAUUAAAUUGCCCAAACUCAAUUUACAUCUUUUCUAAAUUGAUUUAAUAAGCUAAAUUUUAAUCACCGAUUAGAUACCCACUCAAGACCUUUCCUGAAGCACAGAGGAUCAUCAUUUAAGCAUGUCGUGUUGUAAUACUAGGAAGACUAGGUGUAAUCUUUGGAUACAAUAUAUUAAACAAUGUACCAGAUUCUCUCCAGUGCCUUAGUCACUUCCUAGUAAUAGAUAAAAAAGAGCAUUAACUCCCUCAGUCCACUUGGGAAUCCUUUAGUAUAUCAGAGCUCUACAUUGUACAUUAGAAUGACUAAGGCACUGUGAAGAAGAAAGUCCAUUAAUUUUUGUAGCUUACCCUCAUCUAGCUAUAGCUAUUUAAUACCCUAUUACAGAAUGACUUUUGGGCUUGAAAUUUGAAUAGAACUAGGGAUUCAGAAGGGAGCUUCCUCAUUUCCAGUGAGCUCCGCUAAAUGCAUGGAUAUUACUUUCUCCCCCUCAUUUGGUGCACUUUUUACAGUGAAUAAUUUCCCAUUUUAUUAAAGCAAUAAGAUGUUCUGUUGUGAGCAGUGCUGGAUGAUGAUUCCAUUUCCUUGGUGCUGAAGCUACUCAUACAUUUUUGCCUUAUGAAUCAUAGUGCAUUCAAGGCAUGCAAUAAUAAUCCCGUUUCAAGGAGCAACCUGUACACUCUAGGGGGUAAUUAUGAAAUUGUCUUGUGUAAUAUUUCCCCAAGGAAUAGAGGGAACAGGAGAAAUAAAAACAUUAUAUAUAUUGUCUUAAAAAGAUCUUGAUACCUCUAAACAUAGCCACACAUCCAUAAUAUGCUCUAAUUGUGCACCUUUUAAUAUGUACACCUUUCUCCAUUAAUUGACUAUGGUUUAAUAUUUUUAAUAGUGCUCUAUGUAUAGAUGAUGUGGUUUGUGAGUCAAAUUUCAUGCUGAGUUAAUAUUCUCAGAACUCCAUAAGCUUCUGGUGGUGUCACUUGAGGUUUUUUAUGAGAUAGAGAAUUACAUGAAAUUUUAGUAAUGCCAGUUCCCACACCAAAUUAUUGCAAUAAGCACAUAUCCAAGCAAUUUGCACAGACCCUGUUUAAAGGAUUGCUUCUUAUAGAGCUCAGUUGACAGUCUCAGGAGUUCGGGAUGCUACCAACAGGGCAUUUUGGGUUUAAUUUUAUAUGAAACAAAAGGAAAUCUGGAAAUAGACAAAUUUAUUUUAAGGAUUUUAUUCACUGAUGUCCCGUCAAACUAAUUGCUUCAAAUCCUUAUAGCUACAGCUCAACUUAUGCACUUGCUUUUCAGUAUUCAUAAGGUGGCAUGCUUGAUUCUUAUUGUUUUUAAAGAUAAGAAAAUUGGGGAGAGAAUACCAUUAUGUCAACUGUAUAGGACUCUGAAUCUUAAAGAUGUAGAUGGAUAUAAUCUUCUUUAGAAUUUAUAUACACCCAUAGAUAUGUAUUUAUAUAUGCAUACAUUUUGUACAAAUUUACAAUGGACUUUUUGUAUUCUCUUUUCUGUCAUUACAAGAAUGAGAUGGAAACCAAAUAGUUGUUCCAUCCUCUUAUCCAGAGAGGAUACUGAGAAGUUGGGUAUAUGCAUGCACUUAUUUCUCUAGAGUGAAAUCUGAAUGACUUUCUCUUUAUUUAAUGAAAGGGGAGAGUCCUGUUUGACUUGGGGGACUUGGUAAUUAGAUAAGCUUCCUUUCCUUGUUAGUGACUCAAAUGUAGCAAUGAUACUGAAUUUAUGACCAUAUCUAUGUGGUCUGAAUAUCUAGAUGGAAAACAAAAGCAUCUAGAAGAGAUUUAGGGCCAUCUAGACCACAAACCUGGAUUGUGGCUCAAUUUUUAAUUUUCAGCCUAUAUGUGGUGUGGAGAUACAAUUUAUAUCUGCAUAGCUAAAGGUAAAAUGAAAAUAUGACCAUUAUCUGUUUAGUUUGAUAAGUAGUAUUUGGGAAAUAUGGAUAAAGUAGCUUUAAAAUACUUUGGCAUCUGACUUUUUCCACUGUUUCUAUCUAUAUCGAUUUAAUUAAUUAGAUAAUGGUUAAAAUUCCAUUUUCCAUUGUGCAGGCAUGCUUUAAAUGCUUUUCUGUGGGUGACAGUUGAGCAACUGCUAGCUGAUAUUAUGUGGGAGUUGUAGGUUAAAUUAGAACCAGAAGCUUAAUCUGGUCAGGCUCCUCAGGUCCAUUCCCAUGUGAAUCUGGACUUUGAGUCUAGAUCUGAAAAGCCGCUCAUCUGGGCUAUUCUUUUUCGGAAAUAGUGUUUGUGGCUCAUAGAUGUUUUAGUUUACAUUAGAAUAAAUUGACCUAUCUACUGAAGGAUACUUAAUCAUUGAAUUGAAUGUAAAUCUUAUUCUGAUUUGUUUUUUAUUUAUUUGAUAACAUUUGAGAAACAGUUUCAAUGGCUUGAAAUCAAUACUUAUUAAUGUCACCAACCUAAUAAUACAAUUGGUGCCGUGUAGGAAUGCUUAGCUUAGGAUAAGAAUUUAAUUAGCUUUAAUUAGGGACAUGUCUUAUUAAGAUGGUCCUAUCUGUGUGAGGGAGGGGCAUGUGAUUUCAUUGGAUUUUUUUUUCUAUUGAGAGGUUAACAACAACAAUAAUGAUGACAAUAAGACCAGCAACAGAAAAAAAAAAGCAAAACAAAAACAAACUGAUUUUGGAACUUGAGUAUAUCCGACAGACAGAAUAAAACAGAUACCAGAAUUCAUGGAAAUUUUGUUCUGUUUUUCUAUCAAUAAAAAAGUUUUCUUGUUAA
This is a messenger RNA of Capra hircus (goat), 6142 nucleotides long. RefSeq names its product chromosome 15 C11orf87 homolog (gene C15H11orf87). The record is from RefSeq and is a predicted model, not a curated record. The coding region runs from base 106 to 1239 and encodes 377 amino acids. Lineage: Eukaryota; Metazoa; Chordata; Mammalia; Artiodactyla; Bovidae. The transcript is spliced from 2 exons.